Molecule: messenger RNA, 2909 nt
Organism: Paralichthys olivaceus (Japanese flounder)
Lineage: Eukaryota; Metazoa; Chordata; Actinopteri; Pleuronectiformes; Paralichthyidae
Gene: mxd4
Product: MAX dimerization protein 4
Biological process (GO): regulation of transcription by RNA polymerase II
Molecular function (GO): RNA polymerase II cis-regulatory region sequence-specific DNA binding; DNA-binding transcription factor activity, RNA polymerase II-specific; protein dimerization activity
Source: RefSeq, a predicted model, not a curated record
GUCAGCCUGCUGUUGAUAGUGUAGUUUCGAGUCACUAAGACUCAGAAGUGGAAACAGCAGCGAGCUCACACCUCUCCAACUGUUUUUAUCAUUUCAGCUCCGGCUACUUUAUGAUUUCUACAUUCAUGUAAAUACAUUAUUUUUCUCUUUCUUUAAAUAACAAAGAAGAAGAAGAAGAUGGAACUUAACUCCCUGUUAAUUCUGCUGGAGGCGGCAGAGUACUUGGAGAGAAGAGACAGAGAGGCAGAACACGGCUAUGCGUCUGUUUUACCGUUCAGCAGCGACUUUUCCCGAAAGAAGACGAAAACCUCGCCAAUUUCCAGAAAAAAUCAGAACAAUAGAUCGUCACACAACGAGCUGGAGAAACACAGACGUGCCAAACUACGGCUGUACUUGGAGCAGUUGAAGAAGCUGGUGCCUUUGGGUCCAGACAGCACGAGACACACCACACUGAGCUUGCUGAAAAGGGCCAAGAUGCACAUUAAGAAGCUCGAGGAGCAGGACAAGAAGGCUUUGAAUGUGAAGGAGCAGCUGCAGAGAGAGCACCGCUACCUCAAACGCCGCCUGGAGCAGCUCUCAGUGUCAGGAUCUGUGGAGCGCAUUCGCACCGACAGCAUGGGCUCUACCAUCUCCACCGACUCCGAGCAAGAGGUGGACAUCGAGGGCAUGGAGUUCACCCCCGGCGAGGCAGACAGUUUGGACAGUAUUAGCGACGUCGAGGAAGAGGACCACUACAGCCUCCAGAGCAGCUCUAGCGACACCAGCUACACAGCCACACAUUCCCACAGACUGCAGCCGCACCACUGUUAGACACAGCGUGACCAUCCAUCUCCCAGCCAGCUUCCUCACCUGUACGUCCAUCCUCUCACUCAACCUUCCCCCAACCAUUUGCCAUCUCCGCCUACUACCUACGUCAGACCAGUCCACAACGGCGGCACACCCUGAACCAGUUCCACCUUUCCUGGCCCUGGGUUUCCAGGAAACACAUGGGGCUAAAAAGCCACUCAAUCCUUCCUGACCCCCAUCCUGACCACUGACCCUACCUCACCCUACUGUAUCCUGCCUGACCCUCCUCACACGCCCUGCCCUCCCACUGCCCUCACAACCGCUACCAAUUGUUGCAACAGGCUCAGACAGAGCAGGUCAGAGUUUGUGGUUUUUAUCGGGAACUUGUGUGGUGCGUUUGUCAGCUUUGACUUGUUGAUCAGGAAUUUUUUUGUGUUUGUCUGUGUAAAAAUGUUUGAGAGGUCAGAAACAAAAUUUCUUCACAUGGCAAUCAUACACGGACAAGGCUUUGCACUAAGUUUGUAAUGUUAAUGCCAAAGCACUUCUAUUUGUUCUGCAACAUUAGGACCUCGAAAGCUAUUUUAAUUACAAAGUAUCUUCCUUAUACAUAAUUUGAUUCACGGGAGUCGUUACCGCAGAUUUCCUGCUUGUUUCUUGAAACAUUUGACAUUGCUUAUUAAUUUUCUUAGUAAGAAUCAGAUGACAAUCUUGAUACCACUGUCAUUUCUGUCAGUUUUAUGAGGCAGCCAGUUAGCGUAGCUUAGCAUAUAGACUGGACAGGGGUGAAGCUAAAUAACUAACAUUUUAAUAUUUAGCUUGCACAGACGUUAAAACUUUAAAAGCUGUAGAAGUGCUUGUAGAUGGGUUUCUUUAGCUGUGGACAGAGCCAGGUUAGCUUUUUCUAGUCUUCAGUAAGCUAAGAUAAACUGCUGCAGGGUGUAGAUUCCUCUUUACCACACAGGCUUGGGAACUGCAUCAAUUCUCUCAACUAAUUCUUACCAAGCAAAUAAGUGUGUUUCCCAAAAUGUGGAAUUAUUCCUGUGUGCUGUCAAUGCGUUGCAGUGCUUCUGCAGCAGCAUCACUAAAAAUAGGACUUUUUCCAUCAGCUACUUUUGUACACAAUUAACAUCCUUAUAACCAAACGUGGCUGAUUUUUGGCCAAAGACAACCUGAAAAUGUUUCAGAGCUGUAGCAAAGAGGAAAGGAUGUAAAUAGAUGUACAGUUACUGUCCAAAACCUCCAUGUCUCCCUCUGGUUGGGUUGCCUAACCACUACUCCACACUACUGACCACUACACUAUACCACCCUAUAGUGUGGAUGGACUACUAUGUCUCGAAAAACAUGGAGUUGCCUCAAAACUAAAACUCUACUCUGUAAAGAUUGGUCUAAAUCUUUUGUCUCAGUAGCGAAUUGAUGUAGCAAUAAAUACAUGAGGUGGGCGCUUCCACUGAAAAAUGACUCUGGUGGAACAUGAGGUUUUACUGCAGUUUUUUUCCUGUAAAUGGUGAGUGGGUGAGUUGCAGAGAGAGGACCUGCAGAAAAAGAGGGGCAGCUUUCCUUUUUCUUUUUAACGAAUGGGUCCUUCUCUUUUUCUACCCACAAUUCCAUCUACCCAGCAUUGGCAUCUUUCUACAGCUCUGUUACUUUUUCAAGCAGUGUGUGUGUGUGUGUGUGUGUGUGUGUGUUUUUCUCUCGCUCUGAUUAACAAGUCAAAGCUAUAAAUGUGGAAAAAAAGUCAAAACUAAAAAAGGACCAGCUCUAAUGAUUUGUCUAGGCUUUUGUUUUUAGCCAACGUAGAAAAUUAACAAUAUCCAGUUGAACUUUUGAUUUUAACAACUAUAACAAAAAUUAAUUCUGAUUCUCUCUCUCUGCUAAAAGUUAUGUAUUUUUGGAGCUUCUCGGUACUGCUGAAGACCGAUGCAGAUAAGAUUCCUCUCCGACUCGUCUUUAACCUUAUGCACAAUCAUCACUAUUGACAGACUGAAGUCUAAUUAUCAUCGCGCCUCAGUCUUUCAGUCUUUAGGGCUCGGCGUCCCGACACUUCAAAAACAAAAAGGGCCGAUCCAUCGUGGCAGGUCUGACCAAAAAAACUAAAAAGUACCAGACUCAAAAGAAGAAAAAAA